UUCACUAAAUUUGCCCCUGAAUAAUGUGCCAGAUCGGUAGUGAGUAAACAUGGAAGCUUGCGAAGGAAGGAAAAACAGCUGACACGUGGCGGUCAUCUACAGAAAUGGUUAGUGCUUCAAGAGUCUAGGCCAUCCUACGGCUCCUUUUCUGCCAUGCUGGUGCUGGGCAAUUAAAACCGUCGGAUGCAUUUCGGAAUGGAUGGUUCAGAUUCGGACAUGCCACGGCGUGAUUAAUCUUUGGCCGUCCAUUAGGCCUUGGAGUGGGUUUCGCGAGAGUGAAAUACCGAAAAGAUGAUGAGAUGAGAGCACAAAAAGAGAAGGGUGAGAGAGAGAGAGAGAGAGAGAGAGAGAGAGGGGGGAGAGAAGCAGAAAGAGAGAGGAGAGAAAGAAGAAGAUAAGCGAAAGCAUAGAUCUUUCAAGUUGGGUGAUUGCUGCGUGAAAGAUCUUUAGAUUGAAUCAGUAUUUGGAAGGGGGGAAGUCGAAUCUGAGAGUUUUCCGGUGGUGCUGGAAGCGGAGUUCGGCGAAUUAUGGUUGUAGGCUGGUGAUGAGUGGUGGGAUUAAUGAUUUGGGUGUAGCUGAUUUGGAGAGACAAGGGUGAGAGAGCGGAGAUGGACAGAAACAGGGAAGCCAGAAGAGCCAGUAUGGGAACCUCAAACGGCUUGUCCAGACGAAGGCACAGAAGUAGCAGUCUCAGAGACUCUCCAGAAGAGGAUGGAGCGGUGGAGCUGCCGGAAACGGCGAGGUUACGGGAUCGGGGAAGCAAGAAGGAUCGAGAUCGUGAGAGAGAUCGAGAUCGAGAUCGGUCCAGUCGGAGCAAAAGGAGAAGAGGCGAUAGGUUGAUGCACGGGAGCAAUAGAGAAGAUGGUGGAGAGGAGAGUACGGAGGAGAGUGUAAAUGAUGAGGAGGAGGAGGAUGAAGAUGAUGCCGGAGCCGUCAGGAUGCUACCGCCGAAUCCGACGUCCUUGUCUUCAUCCAUGUCUAAUCAUCAGCACCGGAAGAGUUAUCCACCGGCCAAGGUUGUUAGAGCGCCGCCGGUGUGGAAGGCCGCUGACGAGAUGAUCGGUGUGUCGGUUCCGAGAAAAGCUCGCUCAGCAUCUACGAAGAGGUCGCAUGAAUGCUGGGCUUCGGGUGUUGGAGGAGUGCCGGGGGAGCAAAUUCACCGGCAAGCAUCCACGUCGCCGGUGAGACCAAACCUAGCUGCUUCAACGGCGGCGGUAGCGGCUUCGCCGGCUUCAAUCUCUCCUUCUUCUUCUAAUGUCUCAAUUCGGAAGAAGAUGAAGCCCAAUGGACCAAAGCUGCGUCCGCCGAAAUCAUCAUCCAAGGCUUCUUCCUCAAUUCAGGAGGAUAUCGAGAUUGAGGUGGCGGAGGCGUUGGCCGUGAUGAGACAGUCGCAGGGACCCUCUAAGCAAGAAAUCAUGGCAAACGAUUCACUAAAGUUUGAUUCUCGAGAGGUGAAUAAAUCGACUAAUGAAGCGAAAUCCAGAGUUUCUUCGCCGAUCUCCAAUUCUCCUUCUUCCGCCCAACAGUCAUCUUCUAUGCUGCCGCAAAAUUCUAACUCCUCUGCACCUCCCUUGUCCGCCGUUGCACCUAAGAGGAAGAGACCGCGACCUAGGCACGAAGAUGAGAAUCCGGCGAUUUUCGGCGUGCGGAACAGCCCCAUUUCUUCAACAGCCAAGGUUGACAUCGAUCAGCCUGCCAAGAUCGAAUCAACAUCUCCCAAUUUGGAGAAAAACCCAGGAUCCGCCAACGAAAAUGGGGGAGUUUCGUACGAUUUGAUGAACUCCCAGUCUGUACCUGCAUCGUCGGAGCCGCAACCGGAGUCAUUGAGGCUAGGGGAUUCAAAACCUUUGACUGAAGAAGCUGAGAGUCGAGAUGUGGGUGUGACCAAGGAGGAACCAUCUUCGCCCGAAAAGGAAUCUCCUCUCCCCAAAUUGGAUGAUGAUCGUCAAGAUGCGACAGGGACUAAAGCGAACUCAACAAUUUCUGACGUUGAGAAACAGCGAGAAGAGAAGUUCCAGAUAGAUCUAAUGGCUCCUCCUCCCCAGAUGAGAUCGUCUCCAGAAAGGGACGGUGAGAUCAAUUUUGUUGCAGCAGAUCCCAAACCUAUGGUCUCUGACAUGGAUACUGAAAUGAAACCCAUGGUCAAUGAAGGCGAAAAGGUGGUGAAAAUAGGCAAGGAUGAGGCAAUGAAUGCGGAACCUGAGGAGAAGAAGGCAAAAUCCAUAGUUGACGAAGCUGAACCACAUAAGUCAAUUGUUAACAAGGAGAGAAUUAUUGACCUCCAGCUUGAUUUGGAGAAGCAUGAUCGUGAUACUGGCAAUGGUAGUGUCGGUAGCAGCAAGCUAAACCAGCAUACUCCGAAACAACUACAGCAACCGAGAGCUCUGAAAGAAGAACAGAACACUGAGAAAACUGCACAAUCGUCCGGCUCUCUACCUUUGCCAAUGUCUGUAGCUAGCUGGCCUGGCGGGCUUCCUCCUAUGGGAUAUAUGGCACCUCUACAAGGAGUUGUAUCCAUGGAUGGGAGCACAGUCUCUUCAGCAGCGAUACAGCCCCCGCAUUUCCUUUUUUCUCAACCACGGCUUAAGAGGUGUGCAACCCAUUGCCACAUUGCUUGGAAUAUUUGCCAGCACCAGCAAUUUACGAGGAUGAACCCUUUCUGGCCAGCAGCAGCCGGCACCCCGUCUCUAUUUGGUGCCAAGCCCUGCAAUCUCAAUGUUCUGCCCUCUGUAGACUUGCAUGGGAACUUUCCAGGUAGGAAUGCAAACCCUUUGCAGGACAAGGGACAGGGUCUCGCUAUCUUUUCUGGUCAUAGUGGGAAGGACAAAGGCUCUCAAGCUGGUAACCCUGUAGAUGCUGCACAGAGGAAGCAGAUUUUGCUUCAGCAAGCUUUACCCCCAGGGGCACCUAGCAGUAUACUGCAUGGUCCUUUCAUCUUUCCUUUGGGCCAGCAACAAGCAGUGGUAGCAGCUGCUUCUGCACGACCUGGGUCUGUUAAGUCUCCUCCACCCACCAGCAGUGCUGCUUCAUCUAGUGCAUCCAAUUCUGCUCCAGUGAGUGCCUCAACAACAGCAGCAGCCACCACCCCUUUCCCAGGCACAGCAACAGCCAUGAGCUUCAACUAUCCUAAUUUGCCUGCCAAUGAUACUCAAUACUUAGCAAUAUUGCCGAACAAUGGCUAUCCCUUCCCAAUCCCUGCACAUGUUGGAGGUCCACCUGCUUAUAGAGGAACUCAUGCUCAGGCAGUUCCCUUCUUUAAUGGGCCUUUCUAUUCUUCUCAGAUGCUCCAUCCCUCGCAGCUUCCGCAGCAGCAGCAGCAGCAACCAACCCAACAGCCGCAGCAAAUUCAACAUGGUCAUCAAAAUACAAGCAUCUCCAGUGGUUCCUCAUCAUCCCAGAAGCAUUUGCAGAAUCACCCACAACAGCAGCAGCAGAGGCCACAUGGCAGUGGUGUCAGCGGUGGGAGUGGAAGCUUGCAGAGCUUUCCUGCACCGAAAAACCGCCCAUCACAGCCACCAGUUAUGCAGCAGCCUCAGCAGCUACAGCAGGCCCAUGUCCAACUACCACAUCAAGCUCGCCAACUAGAAGCUGAGGUUGGCAGUGAAGACAGCCCCUCCACUGCUGAUAGCAGAUUGUCUCGAGGUAGUCAGAAUGUCUAUGGUCAAAAUUUUGCAAUGCCCCUUCAUCCCUCAAACUUUGCUUUGGUGGCCCCCCCUGCAUCAUUGGGUAGUGCCAGUGGCACAAGUGCUAAUCAUGGUGAAAAGAAGCAGCAGCAGCCACAGCAGCAUGGCUUGAAGGCUGGUGUUGAAUCCCUACAAUCUCAAGCAUUUGCCAUGUCAUUUACUUCCAUAAAUGGUGCUGCUGCAGCUCCUGGCCUUGACAUUUCAUCAAUGGCACAGAACCAUGCAAUUCUUCAAAGCCUUCCAGAGGCUGCCAGGCAUGGCUAUAUCAUUGCCACUGCACAAGCGGCACAGCAAAAGAAGAAUUACCGGGCUACAGAAGAAGGGAAAUCUGGCAUUGGUGAUUCUUCUAGUGUGGAAGAAGAAAGAAAGGCUUUGGCAGGGAAGGCAGCAGCAACUGCUGGGCAGUCCAUUGCUUUCUCCAGACCAGAUUUGCAAGAUACAUCAGUUAGUACAAUUCCAGGCAAUGGUGUCAUUGAUAGUUCCACUCGAACCCUCAACCUCAGCUCUGCUCCUGCUCGAGCUUCAGCUUCUGUUUCACCAGCCACUGCAAGUGCUACUAAUGCUCCCAAUUCUCAGCAAAGGCAGCAACAGCAGCAGCAGCAGCAACAACAACAGCAGAUGAUUCAGCUUCAAAAGCAGCAUCAGUUUGCAACUGUUGCGGCUGCAGCAGCUAGAAGUAAGACACCAGCAACUAGUAAUGGAAGUGUUUACUCUGACCAUCUUCCUUCAUCAUCUUCCAUGGCUGCCAAGUUUCCUAAUGCUCUCUCUGCUUUUCCGCCAAACUUUGUCCAAGGCAGCAGUAGCCCAGGUCAGUCCCCUCAAUGGAAGAACUCUGUCAGGACAUCCACCUCCCAAGUACCAACGCUAGCUCUCUCCUCCUCAACUGCAUCAUCCCUCAAAAACAUUUCCCAACAGCAAGCCCGAAGUCAGCAAAGCCACAUGCAGAUAUCAUUUGCGGCUAACCCAAAAUCGUCAGCAGCACCACAAGGUCAACAACCUCCCAACAGUAACCAGUCCCCAUCCCCUCCAAUGGUGGUUGGCUCUCCAACUUCAUUAUCCAAGAGCACUGGUGGAAGCCCAAGGACAACUCCCGCCUCCACAGGCAACAAAACUGGCCAAGCUUCGUCAUUGUCAUCGCAGCAGGCUAAGAACUCACCAUCAGUGCCUAGCCGGAAGUCAUCACCGGUUGGUGGAAGGAAUGUUCCAUCAAUACUGGGCAAUCCCCAUAUCACAUCUUCAAACAAUGGACCUAAGCCUCAAAUGCAAACACUGCAGCAGCAGCAGCAGCAUUUAUCAAAGCAGGCAUUGCAGCAAACACAGCUAUUCUUCUCUAGUCCCUACUUGCAAACACAAGGUCCACAUUCUACAACUUCCACCUCUUCAGCUUCUAGUGGGUAUUAUCUUCAAAGACGAAGAUCAGAACAGCAUCCGCUACAGCAGCAACCACAAGGAUCAUCAGGGACAUCGUCAACCGGCAUGUUGACUUUGUGUCCACCUGUUACUCUUGCUAGUGCCAGCACUUCUGAUCCUGCCAGAGCAAUUGCGGCUAGCAAUAUGAAAGGAGGUGGUCUGCCAUCACAGGGAAUCCAUGCUGCCCAAUAUGCUGCUGCACAAUCCCCUGGGAAUCCUCAUUCCCUCAUGCAUGCAAGCUUCCCUUAUGUUCACGCUGUACCCACAGCGGUUCAGGUGAAGCCAGCAGAGCAGAAACAGCCUGCCGGUGAGUAGAUCUAUAUCCCUUCGCGCUUUACAUUGCAUCCCCGUUUAGGGAAGGCAGGAAAAAAAUAAAUUAAGUUCAAUAAAAGAUUUAGAUUAAAAUGGGGAUUGUAAAUUUAUGAAGGGAACGACGGUUUCUUGCCCAGGAAAUGACAAUUUGCGUGCCCUCUGGCAGCCUGAGAAGAAAUGAGAGAGAUGUACGGACAUUUGAAGCUGUUGGCAGCAUUGAGAGAGAGACAAGUCGGACCAGAACCUGAAGCCCACAAUUUUGGAAAGCGAGUGGAAUGUGUGGGUGAAAAUAUAGGGGGACCGUCCCCAGUGGAAUGUUCUUCAAGUGGAAUGGUGUAUCUAUCUAUGUACACAUGUUUAUAGUCUGACAGGGUUGAUGGAGAAGUCUAAUUAAUUUGAUUGGUUUUAAUGGUUCGUGAGAAGAGGAUGGCAAUGCUAUGGCUAUUGGAGGAAAGGCUGAUCAGCUUUUUUUGUAGGGCAUAAGAGGGAAGAGGAAAGAGGAAGAGGGAGAAGAUAAAAGAUCCACCUUUCUUUCUUUUGGGGCUAUAAUGGAGGUUUCUUUUCUCUUUCUUUGUUAAUUUUUUCUUUUUGUUUUGGGUUUCUCUUUUGGGUUCUUAAUUUUCCGGAAAGAGCAGUGAAAAACAGUUAUCUUUUGACCAAAUAUAUGCACCACCACCAGAGGGGGGUCUAUAUGUAUAUGUCUGGCACAUAUAAGAAGUAAACCCUCUCAAUUUUUUCAUUUAA
Vitis vinifera (wine grape) is the source of this 6149-nucleotide messenger RNA. RefSeq names its product protein TIME FOR COFFEE. Gene Ontology annotation, cellular component: nucleus. Gene Ontology annotation, biological process: regulation of circadian rhythm. Bases 609 to 5408 code for a protein of 1599 amino acids. The transcript is spliced from 12 exons. Lineage: Eukaryota; Viridiplantae; Streptophyta; Magnoliopsida; Vitales; Vitaceae. The record is from RefSeq and is a predicted model, not a curated record.